This is a messenger RNA of Drosophila montana, 858 nucleotides long. RefSeq lists its product as uncharacterized. Bases 24 to 821 code for a protein of 265 amino acids. NCBI's taxonomy places the organism in Eukaryota, Metazoa, Arthropoda, Insecta, Diptera, Drosophilidae. The transcript has 4 exons. Gene Ontology annotation, biological process: G protein-coupled receptor signaling pathway; vesicle-mediated transport. Gene Ontology annotation, cellular component: membrane; neuron projection. The record is from RefSeq and is a predicted model, not a curated record.
GCAGCCACAGUCGGCAUCAAAGCAUGGCCCACGUUGGAGGCUGGGACUAUGACGAGAAGCUGCCAGCGAUGGGCGCGGGCGUGACCAGCAGCACGGCUCUGGCCAUACGGAAUUCGACAAUAAUCGCGCAUCGUUUGUCCAUCUAUUUGCCGCAGCUGCUGUUGCCCACGCGGGAUCCACAAAAGCUCAUCAUGGAAAUCAACUGCCAUGUGGCUCAAUUCCGUGAGCUGCUCAUCUUUAUUGGCCAAGCGCGCGAUUCGCCCGAGCUGCGCGAAAAGAUCCGCCGGCUGCGACGCAGCUGCGUGGACGCCUGCAAGCUGACGGCGCAUCUGAUCACGCCGCAGUCCAGGCUUAGCCAGGCGGCCAGCUCCAGUGAGUGCCGCUUGCAGCUAUCGCUGCUCUACCAGCUGACGCAGCAGUUCCGGCACGAGCUCAUCAAGAGCCAUCGGCUCAUACAGCUGGUGCCCUACGACAUGACCGACUACUAUGCGCCCGCUCGCAGCGCACCCUCGAAUCUGGGCAAUGUGAUUAGCCAGAUAUUGCUGUGCAAGCAAAUCAAUCCGGACUUCCAGCAGGAGGAGCUGUGCAGCAUCAGCAAGGAUGCGCAGGAGUUGAGCGAGCUGCUCGCCCAGCUGGAAUCGCAUCUGCCCAGUCCCGCGGCCGCCGACGACGAACCGGACCCGCACCUGGACCUGCACCUGCCUCACAGCUGCGAUGUCAACCUGGCCAUGUCCGCCUGGUACAAACACCAGCGACGUCGCAGCUGCCGCAGCCGCAGUCGCAGUCUCUGCUGCUGCCUUCGGUCAUCUCAAGCGAAUUAGUUUUAAGCAGGUAAGCGAAAGUCAUGCCGCGUAUGAG